AUGAAGGACUCGCUGGUGCUGCUUAGCCGAAUCCUGGCGCACCCGGACUCCCGCUGCUGGUUCCUGGCCUGGAACCCCGCGGGAACCUUGCUGGCCUCGUGCGGCGGCGACCGCAGCGUCCGCAUCUGGGGCAGGGAGGGUGACAGCUGGAACUGCAAAUCUGUCCUUUGUGAAGGCCACCAGCGCACCGUGAGGAAGGUGGCCUGGUCUCCGUGCGGAAAUUACCUGGCCUCGGCCAGCUUUGAUGCCACCACUUGCAUUUGGAAGAAGAACGAGGAUGACUUUGAGUGUGCCACCACUCUGGAGGGCCAUGAAAACGAGGUCAAGUCAGUGGCCUGGGCUCCGUCUGGCAACCUCCUUGCCACCUGCAGCCGAGACAAGAGUGUGUGGGUCUGGGAAGUUGAUGAAGAGGACGAGUAUGAAUGUGUCAGCGUCCUCAACUCCCACACACAGGAUGUCAAGCAUGUGGUUUGGCACCCGAGCCAGGAGCUGCUGGCCUCCGCCAGCUAUGAUGACACAGUGAAGCUCUACCGAGAGGAAGAGGAUGACUGGGUGUGCUGCGCCACCCUCGAAGGCCACGAGUCCACCGUGUGGAGCUUGGCCUUUGACCCCAGUGGCCAGCGCCUGGCAUCUUGCAGUGACGACCGCACCGUGCGUGUCUGGCGCCAGUAUCUCCCAGGCAAUGAGCAAGGGGUGGCAUGCAGCGGCUCCGAGGCCAGCUGGAAGUGUGUCUGCACCUUGUCAGGCUUCCACUCCAGGACCAUUUAUGACAUCGCUUGGUGUCAGCUGACAGGGGCCCUGGCUACUGCCUGUGGGGAUGAUGCCAUCCGAGUAUUUGAGGAGGAUCCCGGCUCAGACCCGCAGCAGCCCACCUUCUCCCUGACAGCCCAUGUGCCUCAGGCCCACUCCCAGGAUGUCAACUGCGUGGCCUGGAACCCCAAGGAGCGGGGGCUUCUGGCCUCCUGCAGUGACGAUGGAGAGUUGGCCUUCUGGAAGUAUCAGCCAUCUGAAGGCAUCUGA
Messenger RNA from Rangifer tarandus platyrhynchus (Svalbard reindeer), 1020 nucleotides. The record is from the annotation of a GenBank genome assembly. Lineage: Eukaryota; Metazoa; Chordata; Mammalia; Artiodactyla; Cervidae.